AUGCCAAAAAGGCUACCUCUCAGCUGUGAGAAUUGCCGACGGAGGAAAAUACGCUGCUUAGGGUCUUGUGUGCCAUGUGACACCUGCCGGAAGCGCGGAGUAGCGUCGUCAUGUCGGUUUAAGCGUGAUGUUGAACAUAAUCUUCAACCAGCACAAUCCGAGGCAAUCGCUCUCCAGGAAACUCUUCUUCGGCGAAUCUCAGAUCUAGAAAGUCUACUGGUGAAAAAUAUUGAGUUCACCUCGAUGUCCACAACUCAACAUAAUCGCAGUAUCCGCUCGCCCGUCCUCCAAAAUGAUACCCCUCUGACUGAGGAUGAGCUUUCUGCAAACCCGGCCUCGAUCAAUACCGACGGCCAAUUUUUCACCCGCAAUAUUACUACAUCUCAACGUGGUGAAGUCGGCAGUAUCAUUACGUCCCAAUCGGGCUAUGUGCGAUACGUUCCUUAUAGCACCUCUCGCGAUCCCGACGUCUUCCAUUCGCUUCAGAACCAAUCUCAAAUGGAAUUCCCGUCCCACGCCUUCUUCUGCUGCGAUACACCUCCCAGCAAACAGGCUCUUUUAGACAUGCUACCGCCGUUUCGGCACUGCGAUGAACUCAUCACCACGUUUCUCGACGUGUUUUCCCCGCUGUUCCACAUCCUUCAUGACGGGACCUUCCGAUCGAAUUAUACCAAGUUCAAACAGGAUCCUCGUAACGCUCCAGUGUCAUUUGUUGGUCUGCUAUUUGUGACCCUGGGGCUGGCUGUCACUGCUAUCGACAAAGAAAGUCCCAUUCUGUCAGAUUUGGGCCGAGAGGCUUCCCCUGCGGAAAGUGCAAGGUCUUUGGCAGCAAAAUACCGACAAGCGACGAUGAAGUGCCUCGCUGCCGAUAACUUUAUGUGGCAACACAACUUGCAAACCCUACAAUGCCUAAUUCUGCUUAUAUACGCCAUUAAUCACGCCCAAGGUCCAGCCUGGGCUCUCCUUGGAACAACACUUAAUAUUGCCAUCGCCAUUGGGUGUCACAUUGAUCCGGGGCUUCUGAGCCUGAAUCCCAUUGAAGUCCAAGAGAGGCGACGAGCCUGGGCAGGGUUAACAAUGCUUUAUACCAUUCAGAAUACCUGUUUGGGUAAUCUAGCCCCAUUUAAUAUCGAGAACAAUGUCCAACUACCGGCGGACGUGGAAGACGAGGAGAUUGUUGCAGAUUCACUCCCUACAGCCUUAAAUGGGAUCCAACACUCAUCAAGACGGAUGCAUCCCACAAAGAUGUCGUAUAUCCUGUUCAAGUUCCGCCUCUAUUCUCUGGCUUCGGGUGUAUGCGCUCUGAGUGCAGGGAAAUCCGAGUGCUCACCGGCCAAGAUCCAGGCAUUGGAUCACGAAAUUGAACUGGAAUUGCAAGCGCAGGCAGAGCGCUUUUCGGAUCAACUGGAUCUCCCUCCAUAUCAUCAGGCACAUUCGUUUAUUUUGAGUAACUACACCAAUCACCUUGUUCUGCUCCUGCAUCGAAUCUGCCUCUUAAAACCGGAGGGGUUCGAAGACGGGAGCGUGACAGGUAGUUACGAAAAAUGCGAACAGGCAGCUCUUGCAAUCCUCUCAAACUAUGAAACCCUCAAUCUGCGCAGCGAAUUCAGCCCUUACAAGUGGUAUAUUUAUGGCCUAGGUUCGUUUCAUGCUUUUUUAGCAAUAUCAACUCUGCUGGUUCUGUUUGGAAAGGCCCGGACUACACAAAAUUCAAAGCACCUUAUAUUGCAAGCAGUGCAAAAUUGCUUUCAACGACUGCACGAAAACGUUCCGUUCAGCGAGAUAUGUCAACGAGCUUGUUCGAUACUGGACUCAUUAACGCCAGGAGAACCUUACCAGCCUACCCCAUCCCUUGUAUUCUCUGAUGGCGUGUGUAACUUGGAGAGCACAGCCGGUUUUGGAUACAACGAGCCUCCGACAAUGGAUACCACGACUUCAUCCGACAGUUUCGACCCGAGUUUCUGGGCAUUGCCAGAAAGUUUCGAGGAGAUUGUGACCAAUAUACCCUGCGAGCAAUGGCUUUCUCCGGCAGUAUUUCCGUGGGCAGGCUUUGGAUACAACAUACCAUAA
Aspergillus oryzae RIB40 is the source of this 2070-nucleotide messenger RNA. Its product is annotated as Zn(II)2Cys6 transcription factor. Gene Ontology annotation, biological process: DNA-templated transcription; regulation of DNA-templated transcription. The transcript has a single exon. NCBI's taxonomy places the organism in Eukaryota, Fungi, Ascomycota, Eurotiomycetes, Eurotiales, Aspergillaceae. Gene Ontology annotation, molecular function: zinc ion binding; DNA binding; DNA-binding transcription factor activity, RNA polymerase II-specific. Gene Ontology annotation, cellular component: nucleus. The record is from RefSeq and is a predicted model, not a curated record. The coding region runs from base 1 to 2070 and encodes 689 amino acids.